Messenger RNA from Topomyia yanbarensis, 1533 nucleotides. RefSeq lists its product as uncharacterized. The record is from RefSeq and is a predicted model, not a curated record. Bases 485 to 1489 code for a protein of 334 amino acids. Lineage: Eukaryota; Metazoa; Arthropoda; Insecta; Diptera; Culicidae. The transcript has 5 exons.
AGAGAAAACUUUUCUCUUUCGUUUACUACCAACAUCUGUGAUUGGCGUGUAACGGUUUGUCCGGAAUUUCCAUUCAAAGUGGAUUUUGACAGUUGGCUUUUAGGCCGUAAUCAUAUGUUUGUCGAGAAUUUUCAUGCAUUUUCUAGCAUAUACUUCUAGUAAAUAUUCAAUGAGUGGAUAGACCGAAUACGUCCAAUGCACAAAAUUUGCAGCAGAAGAAACGAGAGGCAGAUCAAAAAGUAUGAUAUCGGUGAUUAAAAAAAAGUUCUGCGUAUGCCUGGUCCAGACAUUUACAGACUUUUAAAACAGUAAUAAACUGACCGAUUUUCUUCAGAAAAUAAUAGAUGUGUCCCAGCAUGCAAAGAAUUACGAAUCAAAUACCGUUCAUACUUUUACCAUUUAGAUUUUUUUUAAGAAAUUUAGAACUUAAUCUUUCACGGAAUCUUUUUGGUCUUUUUCGGAGUAACGAACCAAUGAUCUCUAAAUGCGCAGGUAUCCUUCUGUUGAUCAACAGCAUGCGGCAGCUGUUCAAAUCGUAAAAUUAUUUCCACAACUUAGUAAUACGCGAGUCACACCAACUGCUCCUGAUGAGUCAUUUUUCUUUUGGCGCAACGGAGGCAAGGAAAAGGGUGCUCAUACUGGCAUGAUAUUUCAUCGCAUCCGGAAUGUCAUCAAACAGCUACCUGCAGGAAAACAUAAAUAUAAUCGAGGAACUAUGCCUGUAGAAGAGUCCGUUUCAACUGAACUUGUAGAGCGGGCUCAAUUGCUCCGAGUAAUGCUUGCAUCGGCAUCAGUAGCAGAACAUAUUUGUGAUGAAAUGGACCGAUGCUUUCCAGUCCUCAAACUGUUAUUAAAAGAAAAGAAACCCGUUAAUGAUAUCUUGGAUAUGUUUCCACACCUGUGUUCAUAUGAAGGAUUGGUGAUUCGUCAAAUGUUUGAGAGAUUGUAUCCUAACAGAACAGAAGGUCUCAAAAUCGAGGAUGUCUUCUCUCAGUGUCUAUCUUAUUCACCGUCCAGAUUCUCUAGAGUAGAAGAUGAUCACAUUCGAGGAUGCUUGAGAAUAAUUUCUCAUAUGCCAAUUCGCGGACAAAAAAGAACGCUGGUAGGCUGUCCAACUGUAGGCGAAGAACAUUCGGCUUCAAUUUUAAUUCGUUGGAUUGGGGAGUGCUUAGAUACAUACGUGGCAUCCCCCGCAACUGAUUCCAAACUACACAUGGUGUGCGUAGCAAGCCCGAUGAAAAGAGGAAAUUAUGCCGUCAUUUGUGAGAAAAAAGUUAUAUUCGAGACUAACAAUUCUAUUCAUGCAGUGGAAAUUUUAUUCAAAUGCUACGCAGUUCUCGGAGUGGAGGUGCCACCUAAUUUUAGAAUGUUUUGGGACUUUCUGGCAUGUGCCAUAUAUAAUAUAAUUCCGCACAGUCAGAGGACAACUGUGAAUAGACUCGUCCAAACUUUUAUUGAAGUUUCCCGCGCACGUAUUGACAACAAAUAAAAGGACAACUUUUUUAUACAAUACUUACUAAAAACCAUAAAAUU